AUGACGAUAUCUGAAGACCAGACAGAACGUGCUUUGAAUACUGUUAAGAAUACACUCGAUGAAAUAAAAAACCGACCUCAUCGCCAACAAGUUGUUAUCGGUGUCGGAUCAGGACUACUUGCAGGUUAUAUAUUUACGAAAAUUGGUAGGGCAGCUGCUCUUCUUUUGGGUGGAAGUUUAAUUGCAUUACAGUGCUUCGUUCAACAAGAUGUUAUACAUAUUAAUUGGAGAAGUGCUAGCAACGAAAUACAGUCAAGUACACCUGCCAUCUUCGAAAACAAGCGUACAUUGAAAGAUAAGAUUCUUAAAACAAUUGAAGAGAAUCGUGUAUUUUUCGGUUCAUUCGGUGGUGGUUUCUUGAUUGCUGUUUCAGUUUACUAA
Schistosoma turkestanicum is the source of this 381-nucleotide messenger RNA. Lineage: Eukaryota; Metazoa; Platyhelminthes; Trematoda; Strigeidida; Schistosomatidae. The record is from the annotation of a GenBank genome assembly.